AUGGAUGAGGAUUUCGAGUUCCCGAGUGUUGGCAGCAUGGAAAUGCCUGAGGAGGAGAUAGAGAGUUCGAUCCUUAAGGUUGGGGAGGAGAAGGAGAUUGGGAACAUGGGUAUGAAGAAGAAGCUGCUGAAGGAAGGUGAAGGUUGGGACACCCCCAACAGUGGAGACCAAGUUGAAGUGCAUUAUACCGGAACCUUGCUUGAUGGAACUCAAUUUGAUUCUAGCCGUGGUAGGGGGACACCUUUCAAGUUCAAGCUUGGCCAAGGGCAAGUGAUCAAGGGAUGGGAUGAAGGUAUUAAAACUAUGAAGAAAGGUGAAAAUGCCCUUUUCACCAUUCCCCCAGAAUUGGCUUAUGGAGAGUCUGGAUCUCCUCCCUCUAUUCCCCCUAAUGCAACUCUGCAGUUUGAUGUGGAGUUGUUGUCUUGGACAAGUGUGAAGGACAUAUGCAAGGAUGGAGGAAUUUUGAAGAACAUAAUUACUGAAGGGGAGAAAUGGGAUAAUCCUAAGGACCUUGAUGAAGUCUUUGUCAAGUACGAAGCUCGGCUUGAAGAUGGAACAGUCAUUUCAAAAUCUGGUGGGGUGGAAUUCACGGUGGAAGAGGGGUAUUUCUGUCUUGCUUUGGCUAAGGCUGUGAAAACAAUGAAGAAGGGAGAGAAAGUUCUCUUGAAUGUGAAUCCACAGUAUGCAUUUGGUGAGAGCGGAAGGCCAGCAUCAGGAGAAGAAGGUGCCGUACCUCCAAAUGCUUCACUUCAAGUGGAUCUUGAGUUGGUCUCGUGGAAGAACGUGUCUGACAUUACCAAAGAUAGGAAGGUUCUCAAGAAGACUUUGAAGGAAGGAGAGGGAUAUGAACGACCAAACGAUGGAGCUGUAGUUCAAGUGAAACUAAUUGGCAAGCUACAAGAUGGAACUGUUUUCAUUAAGAAGGGCCAUGACGAUGAACAGCCAUUCGAGUUCAAGAUUGAUGAAGAGCAAGUAAUUGAUGGACUUGACAAAGCUGUGAAGAACAUGAAGAAAGGUGAAAUUGCAUCGCUGAUCAUACAACCAGAAUAUGCUUUUGGCUCAUCUGGGUCCCCUCAGGAAUUGGCUAUUGUUCCUCCCAAUUCAACUGUGUACCAUGAAGUUGAGCUGCUUUCCUUUGAAAAGGAGAAGGAAUCAUGGGAUCUGAAUACACCAGAGAAGAUUGAGGCAGCUAGGAAGAAAAAGGAAGAAGGGAAUGCUUUAUUUAAGGUUGGAAAAUAUGAAAGAGCGGCAAAGAGAUAUGAAAAGGCCAUAAAAUUUAUUGAAUACGAUUCCUCCUUCAGUGAUGAGGAGAAACAGCAAGCCAAGACAUUGAAAAUCACAUGCAAUCUCAACAAUGCAGCCUGUAAGUUGAAGCUAAAGGACUACAAACAGGCAGAGAAGAUGUGCACCAAGGCGUUAGAGCUUGAUAGUAGAAACGUAAAAGCAUUGUACCGGAGGGCACAAGCAUAUCUUCAUCUUGUGGACUUGGAUCUAGCUGAAAUGGACAUUAAAAAAGCCCUUGAGAUUGAGCCGGACAACAGGGAUGUGAAGAUGGAGUACAAAAUUUUGAAGCAGAAAGUGAGAGAAUACAACAAGAAGGACGCUCAGUUUUACGGCUGCAUGUUUGCUAAAAUGAAUAAACUAGAACAAGCUAGAGCAGCAACAGCAAACCAGGAGCCUGUGCCAAUGACUAUUGACAGUAAAGCUUAA
Sphenostylis stenocarpa is the source of this 1710-nucleotide messenger RNA. The record is from the annotation of a GenBank genome assembly. NCBI's taxonomy places the organism in Eukaryota, Viridiplantae, Streptophyta, Magnoliopsida, Fabales, Fabaceae.